This is a messenger RNA of Hydractinia symbiolongicarpus, 1442 nucleotides long. RefSeq names its product melanocyte-stimulating hormone receptor-like. Lineage: Eukaryota; Metazoa; Cnidaria; Hydrozoa; Anthoathecata; Hydractiniidae. The transcript has a single exon. Gene Ontology annotation, biological process: G protein-coupled receptor signaling pathway. Gene Ontology annotation, molecular function: G protein-coupled receptor activity. The coding region runs from base 5 to 997 and encodes 330 amino acids. The record is from RefSeq and is a predicted model, not a curated record. Gene Ontology annotation, cellular component: membrane.
AAAAAUGUGCAAUACUUCACAAAAUGCAUUUAAUCACACACUAGAGAUAGAUGAGACAUGUUACUUCUCUUUUAAAGCUGCUUUUCAUAUACCAGCAUUAACACUCGCUAUAUUGGUUAUAUCCAUCAAUUUGGCUGUAAUUCUAUUAUUCAAAAGGUCAAGAAAUUUGAGAAAGCUUCCUUCCAAUGUCAUUUUCUUAAGUUUUGCCAUCAACGAUCUGCUAUCUGGAUUCACCAUUAUAUUCCAUAUUCUUCCUUACUUGCAUUUUAAAAUCAUUGGAUGCACAAUACAAAAUGUCACAAAACAAGAUAAAUUCUUAAAUUUUAUGGCCGUUUCACUUCUCAUGUCAAUGUUUACCAUUUUAUCAGCCGUUGGACAUUUUAUAAUGCUAUCUACAGAUCGAAUUUUAGCUUUGUUUUAUGCAUUAAGGUAUUUUACCAUUGUCACAAGAAAACGAACUAUAUUAGCUGUUGUUCUUGUAUGGAUGUCUUCAACAUUUCUGGUACUUUUAGAUUUGAUAUGGUGGAAUGAGACAGACAAAUUACCGCACAACAAAGUUUAUACCUGUAUUUUGUUGAUUGCAUUUGUUUUAUUUCCUUUCAUAGUUUUAUCUAUACAGUAUGUAUCAGUUAUUACGUUGGUCAAUAACCUAUCGAAACAUACACCUUCACGACAAACAGCAGGAUUUUGCCAAGCAAGAAAAGCAUUGAUAACAUACUCGCUAAUGUUUUCAUGCUUUGUUAUGCUGUCUACACCGUUCUUUAUUAUGCGUGUAAUUAUUGUGUUUCACAGUACUCUUUUUAACAGCAUUUCUGUUACUGUUUUCGAGGCGAUAUACAUUUUGCGAUAUGUUACGUCGUUUAUAAACCCAGUGUUGUACACAUUACGCAAACGCGACUUUCGUAAAGCACUCGAAGAGACUAUAGUGAAUUCGGUACCGUUUUUGACACGCUCGAAAAAAAAAGAAGAUAUUAUGUUGCUUGAUAUUAAAGCUUAAAAAAGUUAUAAGGCAAUUAAAUUUUUUACUAUUUCAGUAAUAACAGACUAUCCAGUCUACAAGUAACGGUUAAUAAAAAACCUGACCAGUAUAUAUUUAAGAUAAAGGAGACAAAGGCAAUUGUCGAAUGGGUGGGUGUGACGAAACUGCAGCCGUAUACAUGUUACAGACUUGCAAAAAGAGCCCUAUCAACUCUUUCAUGAUCACUUAAAACAUGAUCUUUGUGCUUGCUAAUGCUUUUGUUACCCCUAGAGUUCUAUGAAAUCCCCAUAAUCGAUAAAAUAAACUUAAAAUUGGAAUUUAAAACAUUACAAGACCAACAACGCAAUUUUAUAGAAUAAUAUACUUCGAGUUCUAGUAACUCAUCAUCAGAUUCAUUCUUUAUAAAACAAAUAAAUAAAAGUUUAAAAACAGUUUUAAUAAAAAAUAGUUAAAAUUAAAAUUU